UUUACUUUUGCAAAAACUAAAGCUUGUCUGUAUACGGUAGACACUGCAUUAAUUGAGGAAUAUGUUAAAAAAAAAGAAGUUUCUAGCUUCAUCCAGAAAGAAGAAACGAAGGUCUAAAAGGACAAUUUGUCCAAUUGUAGUUUCUUGUACAUUUUGCGCUAAAACGCCUUUUUUACCAAAAAGGCAAUUUCAAAUCCAACAAUUACCUUCAGAUUCACGUUCAGCAGAAAAUUUCAUAUAACAAUCACGUGUUUGUGCUCAUUUUUAAAAAUUGUACACAUCAUCCCUUAACAUUUAACCACCCUAAACUCUGUUAAUUUGCAUAAUAUCCACAAUAUUCAAGAGGUAUUUUAUGUUAAAUGUUUUGCUUCACAAUUUUUAUUUAAAACUUUUUUUCUAGCUCUUCCCGAUUUUGAAAAAACACAUAAUUUUCGUGUUUUCAACCUUUGCGCGGGGGUUGAAACGAAAAAUUCUUUGACUAGACGUUUUUAAAUAUUUCGUGGAAGGUUAUAUCAAAAAUUUAAGUCUAUCCUCCACAUUUUAAUGUGACAAUUUAUUUAACUGGGCUAGGUUCGAUACGCACGCCAAUGCGUAGCCGAUCGGACCGCUUUGACCUUCGCUCGUAAAAUCACUUUGCCGGUCUAUAUCUAUGAUCUAUGAUCCAUAGAAUAAGAGAGAGGUUGAAAUCUGUGUUGGUAAAAAAGUUGCGUAGGGAAAUGUGGAAAACUUGAUUAGGAACUAAAAAUUUUGUAGUGGUAAUUCUGACGAAGUAUUAAAAUAGUAAAAUAACACCCUUAGUUAAAGUCGGUUCAACGAUAUUUGGAGGAUACAACCCAAGUAACCCAUUAUCGGUGGUAAUCUUUUAUGACGGUCUGACAAUGGGAUGCUGUGUAAAGCUUGUUUACCUACUCGACCGCAACAAGAAUAUUUCCAGGUCCGCAUUCUGAGUUAGUGCAAUUCUUGUAUCAGCGUUGCCAUCAGUGAACAAUAAAAUUUGUCAAAUUUAACAGAACUCAGAUUAAAGUUAUGAGAACGAUUAAAAAUGCCGGCGGUCGAAAGACUGGAUGAAAUACAAGUGCUAUUUGAUGGAAUUUAAAAGCGUUAAGACAUUGUUUGAGGGAUCGAAGGGACAUGAAGAAAACCUUCAUUGACUCAAUUUUAUCGAGAAUGGACCUACACUGAGAAUAAGGCAUAUGCUAGAACAACCAAUUUUGUUCUUUUAAUCAAAAUAAUAUUUAUUUUAGCUAAGCAAAUGUAAUUUACUUCAAGUAACUGGAAGUAUUUGUUUCGAGUAACAAAAACUGCCACCACGUUUUUGUUUAAUUCAAUUAUAGAUAUGCAUUAAAAAACAGAUAUUAUAAAGUUUGUUGGUUGAAAACGAAUUUUAUACAUUUUUACGCUUUUGUUCCUUCCACGAACACACAAGAGUUUCUGAAUGAAAGCGUUCGUAAUUGCCUUUCAACAAAAGUUGUAUUUAAACCAAAGUGUCGCAGAUAUUUGGCAGUAAAUACACUAUUUUGAACUAAGAAACUUACGAGUUCUUAUAAUAUCUGUGUGUGUUAGUUCUAAGUUAAAGUGCUUGUCUCAACAUCUUCGCAUCAAGCAGCACAAAAUCGAAGCAUAUUCGCACAUUGAACAAUUGAAACCAUUUAGCGUCACAUCACAUUUUUAUAUUUUGAGUGCUGUGUGAGUUAUCUUUUGAUAACUUUAUUAACUAGGUAAAAAAAUAAUUAAAUAUUAUCAGUUUUCAGGAAGGUUUAUUUGUUUUUUAAGAAUGUAUUGACUGAUUUUUGAACGCAAACUCUGAUUACUAAUAAUACACAUGUUUGUAUCAAGAACAAAAUAUAAAUCCGUUUGAUUUAGCUUUCCUUCUUUAUAAAAAACAAUGUAAAGUGUUGAUUUGUAUUAAUACUAAACUAUUGUAACACUCAUACCAACUUUUUAAAACAAGAAAAGUUUAGUUCAAUUGUUAUAUGGGAAAUCGCUUAAAAGGGUUUUCUAAACUUUCGAAAGUAAGUUCUUGUUUCUUUGUAUUUGCCUAAAUGUUGUUAAUAUUUUAAAUAAUUUGUUUUUAAAUUUAGAAGAAGAGAUAGAUAUGGAGGCACUUAGGUGCUUAACAGAAGACAUUUUAAAAGAAUUGAUUCCUACUAUAGGGCCCUGUAUAAAAUUGUUUAAUAAAUUAAAAAUAUUUAAAACAGCAACCGAGGCAGAAACAAUAUCGCUUUCGUACAUUUCCUUAAUGGAACAGUAUUCGUCAUCGACAUCUGAAUCUGUUGUAUUUUUCGCAAAUCAAGGAUAUGUGUUCCAUUAAUACAGUUGAUGAAGUAUGUCAGGAACGGUAUGAGCAAGCCUGUUCUCGGUCUUUCGCUUUUGUGGGGGCCGAAAAGUUAAAAAAGGCUUGCAAAAUGUCAUAUGAUUUGGAUCUGCAACAAUUUUUGUCCGCUACAAAUGCGGGUCAUUUUGUUUUAGAGAGUUACUCAAAAACAACAACUUUAACCACUAAAAGUAGAAAUAUACUCGUAAAUUUAAUUAUUAAGGCUUCAGGGUAUCGAAGCGAUUGUUGAGAAUUGGUGUACUACAAGUUGCAUACUUUUUUUAGACCUGUUUUCAGUGACAGCUGUCAAUCAUCGGAUAGGCAUCCGACCUUCGCCUCGGGGUGUCUUGUCCCUUCUCAUAAAAUGCAAAUAAUGUAAACAAACUGAAUUCCACUAUCGCCCACGAUAGUUUCUCUCAUUUCAGAGAUUCAAGCAACAUACAGUAAAAAAUACGUUUUUUAUUUUGUUAAAAAAAUUUGAUACUAAAGAAUAAUAAAAUACUAGCAUAGUUUUGUAAAAAAUAAUACACCAUUACACCAUUUAUUUAUUGGGUUUUAUGUUUUAAUUAACCGAAUUCUGUUCGCUAUAUUAUGUGUCAUGUGCAUUUCUAAUUGGAUCACUUGCAUUGAAAAAAUAUAAAAUAAAAAAAUUAAUUGGUGAAACAUUAUUGUUCUUUCAGAAAACAGUUUAACUUUAAAAAAGUUACUAGGAAUAUCUCAUUAAAAUGAUGAAAACUUCUUUAAACCCGCUUUUUCGUCUGAUAAUUUUAUCCAGGUAAUAAAUUCUGAAAAAUACAUUGUUGUAAAAAUUUAUUGUAACUAUACCCAGUAAUAAUUAUAGUACAAAUAACGUAUCGAGAGAUUGUAAGAUCCAGUCUUAGGGAUAUAAUUUGUUUACGUUACGCCUAGUAAAAUAAAUGAUACUUUUAUAAUUAUGUAUUAUUUUAGAAUUUAGGAAUUAUUUCUCGUUUUUUUAUUAAAUUUAUACAAUUUUUCUAUAACUAGCUUGCAAAGAUAUAGCUGCGUUACUCUUACAUUAUAUAAAUUUUGUGUAUUUCUUUAAAAUAUAAGUAAACAUUGCUAAAGAUCGGGUACCUGAAACUGAAAUCACAUGUAAACAAAAAUGUUUAUUAGAAAGUUUAGAAAGUUUUUCAUAAGCUCAUGAGUCAUAAGACUUGUAUUUAGUGGAGGGUUUAGGGUGGUGGUUGGUACUUAUAUAUAAUCAAAACAUAUAGUUCUACAACUUCUUUACUCUUUGAGUCUUUGCAGAGUGCUGGUCACUUUCUUGCCCCACAGUGUUUUGUAAUAAGUGGUAAUUUUUAAACAGUGGUAUUUGUAGUUUUUAAUUUGUUACUUUGCAGAAUAUCAAUUUUAUCUAUUUCUUUUUAUUUAAUUAUUUGUUGCGACUGCUGGUUGGUAAGUGUAUUUCCUAAUUUCUUAUUAUAUCACUUGUAAAUAGUUGAAAUCUUUGUAUAUUUAAAAUUAUGGGUAAUAAUAGUAAACUAAGUUUUUCAAAAAAAAGAAAAAGUCGAAAACAAAUAAUGCGUAAUUUUUGGAAAAAACAACGAAAGGGUUCUAAAACGGAAUUUCCAAGUAAAUCAAGUCUCGCGGAGUGUAGCUUUCAGUCAAUUGAAUCAAGUUCCGAUGAUGAUGAAGUAUUUGUUAUUGAGAAAGAUACUAGUCAAGAACAAAUUUAUAUUCCAAGCGGUAGAAGGAUUGUUGACAUCGGUCAUUUAUUUUCGGAGUUAAAAAACAUAAAACAUGACAUUUAUUCUUGCAGUUUUUUCAACGUUGACAUAGUACAUGAAGCGCAUUUUGGUUUUAAAAGUGUUUUUAAAUAUAAAUGUAGUAUGUUAAAAUUUUUUAAAUAUAAAUGUCCAUUUAGCUCAAGAAACACAAAUAUUAAAACUGCCAUAGAACAAAAAUUGAUUAAAUACUUAGAAAUAGAUUCUCAAGAUGAUAGUAAAAUAGUUUUAAAAGAAAAAGAUAAUUACAUGUAUCAAGUACAAGGUCAGCUCCACAUUACUAAUCGCCAAACUUGUUUUUUUAUAGUGUACACCUUUACAGAUUUAAAAUAUUGUAUUAUUGAGAAAGACGAUAGUAAAUAUUGGAACGGAAGAAUGAUAGAUUGUCUUGAAAAUUUUUAUAUGAAUGCCAUGUUACCAGAAAUAAUUGAUUCAAGACAUAGUCGCAAUUUACCAUUACGCAGCAUAAUAAAAAAGGAUUUGUAAAUAAUAUUUCAAGUUUAGUUUUAGAGAUUUUUACAUAAAUACAUAAUAUGAUGAUAAGCAUUUUAAUAAUAAUUAUAAUUUUUAAUUUGAACAAUAAAAGUAAAAAAAAACUUCCUCAGUGGGUUGACACCUUGUCGUGGUGAGGGAGCUCAGUAGUUCUAUCACAAAACCUGUGCAGAACGAAGCUAAGUACAACCAAAGUUUUAAUCAUCUUUUUUUAUAUUUUUUUAAAACAGGAAUAAUUUUAUUGUUAAAAGUAUUCAAAAAAAUAGCGAGCGUGAUUACUCGUAUUUCAAAAUCUCAUAAGAUACGUUGAUAGCAGUGUCUACAAAAAAACGUAAUGCAAAUCUAUAGGUAUGGUAGCGCUCAGCUCCGUUUGCGUGUGCGUCAUCUGACAUUUCUGUCACUACGUUUACAUAGCAGGGGCAUAGCGGUGACAAACUAUCAAAUAUUUUUUGAGGUUACGAAGUGUUUAAAUUAUGAGUUGUUACAAAAAAUACAGAUUCACAAAACAAGAACUAAUAAACGCAGAAUCAAAAACCUAACGAAAAGCAAAUCACAAAACACAAUAAACGAACAGAAAAUACUUGCGAUUAACAUCGAUAACACUUUCGACAACCAUGCGACGACGUCUAUAAUUUACUGUCAAUUCGUGACACUUGAUGGUGUUGUCGAAGUGCACAUGUAAAUUAAUGUUCAAGGAUACCACCCUUAGAUAGCCCUUAGCUGUUUAAAUUUGCAUUGUUUUUGAUAAUUUUUUAUAGCUUUGUGUUGGUAAUGAAAAAAUGAAAUUGAUGACGCACACGCAAAUCGAGCUGACCGCCACUAUACCUAAUUAUUUUGUUAAAAAAAUUAAUUCCGAAAUCAUGUGCUUUAAUUUUAUACCACUAUUAGAGAAAUCGCUAAAAUUCCUAUUUGUGCCGAUACAUUUCUCUGUCUUGAACAAAUGCAAUAAGAUUAUUAUAUAGCGCACUGGCUGAGGCUGUGAAUGGGUGGGCAAUAUGGUUUAAUUGUUUAUUAGAACUCUCCAGAAUUAUAAUUUUAGAAAACUGACUGCCGAAGAUUUCGAGAAUCUUUCCAAAAAAAUUUCUGAAUUGUUUAAAUCAGAACAUGUUGCAACCUAUUAUAUUCCACGAUGUAGUGGUGGAGCUGGGCCAUUCAAAAAGAAACCGGUAAAUACCAAAGGAAAACUCGUGGACAAAUAUAGGAAUUUAAAGCAAUUAUAUAAUAUAACAAACAAUUCUGAAGAAGAAUCAGAAACGGAUCAAGAAAUACUUAAUAAUCCUGUUACUGGUAAGCAAAGAUCACAUCAUAAUAUGCUAUUGUAUUAUGUCUUAUAUUGUAUACAUGAGUACUUAUAUAUUUUACUUUCAAUAAACCUUAAACAUGAUAUGGAUGCUAGUGCCAAAUGGCUGAAGCAUUGGAAUGAACCCUUUGAGACAGUGUUAUCGCACUGGAACAAUUCAUUUGCGAUGCGUCGUGCUAGCACGGUGAAAACUAGAUCAGUUUUUAGUAGAAUGGCCUAUUUUAAAACAUAAAGUUGCUACAGUAUUAGUAUGUAAAUUUAUAUUGAUACGGAUUUUAAAAAAAUGUUUCCCGAUGCAACAGAAAUGUAUUCAAAAUGGGAUAUAUUUUACGAGAAACUAUUAAAUUGUGAAAAUGUAAAUAAGCUAGAUGACAUUGUUUUGACCCAAUUGAAAAAUGAAACUUUAUCAGAAGAUGGUAGUUUGCGUUACAAAUCACCACCUUGCCCCUUUUGUUUCCACCGAAAGGAAGAUCUGGUAAAAAAUGUGCAUUGGAAACCCAGCAUAGUCGAGUGCGAAGAGAGCAUUAUAAAUCACGUUAAGAUUUGUGGAGAAAUCGAAAAUUUUAUUAUCCAAAGACGGCCAGUAAUAUCGGAACUAACGCAGAGCUACUUGAUUAUUGAUGCCUUCAUUUACAAAGACCAGGUCGUGCCACAUUGCCACACGUAAAUUCGGUUACUCCAAGAACACGAACAGUGGAUGAUUUGAAAAAGAAAUUUGAAGGCAGCGAACAAGUACACGGCUUUUGUUAAUAAUGCUGUUUAACUGGAAUUGCCGAAAAGCUGACUCCAAGCUCAUUCCCUCAACAUUUUCCGAGAAAGUGCUUUCUUUUACAGAAACUAAGAAGUUUCAAAAACUAAAACUAGUAACUGGGACCUACUUUAAACUUACCUCUACAUAUUUUAUAGUUAAAACGGUGACCUUAAUACUUAUAGUUGUGUAAAUUUUCAGUGUGGAUGUAUGUACAUAACCUUUCUAUACUAAAGAAAGCUGUAGUUCAUGAAUUUUUUAUUAUUUAUUUCAGUAUAAAUAUUGUAUUGUAGUACAU
Tribolium castaneum (red flour beetle) is the source of this 6897-nucleotide messenger RNA. RefSeq lists its product as uncharacterized. Bases 6135 to 6518 code for a protein of 127 amino acids. NCBI's taxonomy places the organism in Eukaryota, Metazoa, Arthropoda, Insecta, Coleoptera, Tenebrionidae. The record is from RefSeq and is a predicted model, not a curated record. The transcript has 8 exons.